Anoplophora glabripennis (Asian longhorned beetle) is the source of this 1921-nucleotide messenger RNA. It is a transcript of the gene T3dh, whose product is annotated as probable hydroxyacid-oxoacid transhydrogenase, mitochondrial. Lineage: Eukaryota; Metazoa; Arthropoda; Insecta; Coleoptera; Cerambycidae. Gene Ontology annotation, molecular function: alcohol dehydrogenase (NAD+) activity; metal ion binding. The record is from RefSeq and is a predicted model, not a curated record. The coding region runs from base 164 to 1558 and encodes 464 amino acids. The transcript is spliced from 8 exons. Gene Ontology annotation, cellular component: mitochondrion.
UUUCAUAACAGAACGAAUAGAUGUAUCUUAAAGUCAUAAUCGUAAUCCAAUUAGGAAGAUAACAUUGAGUACAAACAAGUGUCAGCUAGGUUGUAUAGCUAAAUACUUAAAGGUUUAGUUGCCUUUCGCACAUAUCAACGAAGUUAGUUUGUGGUUAAUUAAAAUGGUGUUUAGAAAAAGAGUGUUGGAUUUACUGCAAACCAUCACAUCCACUUCCUGUAAAUGCCCAGCACAUUCAAAUGGAGCGGUGGUUCAUUCAAGUUCAAAAGCUUUACCUUCUAAGGACUAUGCAUUUGAGAUGGCUUCAUCGACAAUCCGGUACGGCAAAGGUGUUACUAAAGAAAUUGGUAUGGACAUGGUGAAUUUAAAAGCGAAGAAGGUGUGUGUUAUGACAGAUCCAUAUCUAGCCAAAUUAGCACCUGUAAAAACUACAAUAAAUUCACUUACGAAGAACGGAGUUAAAUUUGAAGUUUAUGAAAAUGUACAGGUGGAGCCGACUGAAGAAAGUUUAUUAGAUGCCACGAAAUUUGCAAAGUCUGGAAAUUUUGACGCUUUUAUAGCGGUAGGAGGAGGAUCAGUAAUGGAUACUUGCAAAGCUGCCAAUUUAUAUCUUUGUGACAGAGACGCUGAAUUUUUGGACUACGUCAAUGCUCCGAUCGGCAAAGCAAAACCUGUAACUGUGCCUCUAAAGCCACUUAUUGCAAUUCCCACCACGUGCGGAACUGGUAGUGAAACAACUGGCGUCAGUAUUUUCGACUACAGACCUCUGCAAGCAAAAACUGGCAUUGCAAGUAAAGCUUUGAGACCGCUACUUGGGAUCAUCGAUCCCUUACAUACUUUAUCCUUACCUGAAAGAGUGACUGCUUACAGUGGCUUCGACGUAUUUUGUCACGCUUUGGAGUCAUUCACUGCCAUCUCGUACGAUGAACGGUCUCCGUGCCCAGAAAACCCUGGUUUACGCCCAGCAUAUCAGGGAAGAAACCCAGUUUCCGACGUUUGGGCACGUUACGCUUUGCGGGUUAUUCAGAAGUAUUUCGAAAGGGCAGUGUAUAACCCUGAUGAUAUCGAGGCCCGCGCUGAAAUGCAUUUGGCAUCGACGAUGGCAGGUGUUGGAUUUGGAAAUGCUGGUGUACAUUUAUGUCACGGACUGUCAUAUCCUAUAUCUGGCAAUGUUAGGGAUUUCAAACCAGGCGGAUAUAGCGACGAUCAUCCAAUAAUUCCACAUGGUUUAUCGGUAGUUAUGAGUUCACCCGCAGUGUUUGAAUUUACGGCUUCGGCUAGCCCGGAACGCCAUUUAGAAGCCGCUGAAUUAUUAGGGGUUGACAUUCGAAAUGCAAAGAAAGGAGAUGCUGGUACAAUUUUAUCCGAUACUUUAAGAAAAUAUAUGAGCAUUAUGAAAAUAGAGAAUGGAUUGAGCGCGUUGGGUUUCAUAAAAGACGAUAUCCCGCAAUUGGUGAAAGGAACUCUUCCACAGAACCGAAUAACGGAAUUGGCACCAAGGGAACAGUCUGAGGAGGAUUUAUCAAACUUAUUUGAAAAAUCAAUGACAGUUUAUUGAGUACUUAAUAAAACUGUAUUCAAUACUUCACAGUAUCUACAAUACAUCUGACUAUAAUUAUUACAGGAAAUUACGUACAUCAAAAGCCAUGAUAUUUCUCAAUAGCAUGUUUGUGCACUGAACAAUACUGCAAUUAAUUAAAAUAACCUAAAAAUCAGAAUUUGAUAAUUGCUAAAAUUGUUAAUAAUUUGUGCAAAAAAUAAAAGAAUUCUUGUUCUAAUUUUGUGCAUGUUUUAAAAACCACUGUUUUAGGAUUUUCUGUACUUUUGAUGCGACAUAUGUUGUCCGUAGUAUUUUUGCCUCCUGAUCACGAAUCCGGUGUCAGAAUUGAGCUAACACAUCACAGGAAUUUCUUAACCUCAA